This is a messenger RNA of Nanorana parkeri, 2535 nucleotides long. It is a transcript of the gene ACVR1, whose product is annotated as activin A receptor type 1. Lineage: Eukaryota; Metazoa; Chordata; Amphibia; Anura; Dicroglossidae. Gene Ontology annotation, molecular function: SMAD binding; ATP binding; transforming growth factor beta receptor activity, type I. The coding region runs from base 345 to 1958 and encodes 537 amino acids. Gene Ontology annotation, cellular component: BMP receptor complex; plasma membrane. The record is from RefSeq and is a predicted model, not a curated record. The transcript has 10 exons. Gene Ontology annotation, biological process: BMP signaling pathway; dorsal/ventral pattern formation; heart development.
ACCUCCCUUGUCCCGGCCCAUUCCCGGCCCUUCUCCCAGCGCUCCCUCCCCUCGGUGGAGGAGGAAAUGAUGUGGUAAUGCCUGCCUGAUUCCACCUCCAGACCCCCAUCAGAGCUCCGGCACUUCCUCCCCGGCCAGGCGCUGCCUCUGCACACAACUUUUGCUGCCUCCCGGUUGGGAUUUGAGGACGGGGGGCGGUUCUCCCGGUGCACGGUACAAGGGGGGGGGGGAGUUCUCCCGGGGGGAGGAGGAGGAGGUGUCCUGACUGGAAGAUGAGCACAGCUGCAGGGGGAAUCCUCCUUCCCAGCCGCUGCGGGAAGUGAUUGCUGCUCCAUGGCCAGUUUAUGGGACCGCAGCGCAUGAUCGCCGCACACCGGAUAAUACGCCGCUGCAGCGCUCGUCACAACAACCAGGGCUGUACAAUGGUGGAUGGUGGUAUAAUCCUUCCUCUGCUCAUCAUGGUAGCCUUUUCAUCUCCUAGUAUAGAAGAUGAGGAGCUGAAGAUGAACUCCGGCCAGUACCAAUGUGUGUGCGAGGGGAUCUCGUGUAGCAGUGGAGAACGCUGUUAUGGGCAGCAGUGCUUCUCCUCACUCAGCAUAAAUGAUGGCGUCUUGGUUUAUCAGAAAGGCUGCUUCCAAGUCUACGAACAAGGGAGGAUGACAUGCAAGACCCCUCCGUCUCCGGACCAGGCCGUAGAAUGCUGUCAGAGUGAUCUCUGCAAUAUCAACAUCACAGCGUCCCUGCCAAGUAAGGGGAGGUCGAUUCCUGGCGAGGCAUUAAAUUACAGCGUGGAGACUCUGGCUAUAUUCGUCCUGGCCCCCGUCAUCGUUUUAAUAGUUCUUUCCGUCGUGGCCCUUCUGGUCUUCCGGAAGAUCCAGCAGCGUCAUAUGGAGAGGUUGAGUACGAGAGAUGCAGAGUACGGCACCAUAGACGGGUUGAUUGCGUCAAAUGUUGGAGACAGCACUCUUGCGGAUCUGCUGGAUCACUCGUGUACGUCUGGCAGUGGAUCUGGACUACCCUUCCUGGUACAGAGAACAGUGGCCCGCCAGAUCACCCUGGCGGAGUGUGUUGGUAAGGGUCGUUACGGGGAAGUCUGGCGUGGCCUCUGGCAAGGCGAAAGUGUGGCAGUGAAGAUUUUUUCAUCGCGGGAUGAGAAAUCCUGGUUCAGAGAGACGGAAUUAUACAACACAGUGCUGCUGAGACAUGAAAAUAUUCUAGGUUUCAUCGCUUCGGACAUGACAUCCAGAAACUCCAGCACUCAGCUGUGGCUGAUUACUCACUAUCAUGAAAUGGGAUCUCUCUAUGAUUACUUGCAAGUGACAACCUUGGACACUGUGAUGUGCCUUCGGAUCGUCUUGUCCAUCGCCAGUGGACUGGCACAUUUACACGUAGAGAUAUUUGGCACCCAGGGAAAGCCCGCCAUUGCACACCGAGAUUUGAAGAGCAAGAACAUUCUUGUGAGGAAGAACGGCCAGUGCUGUAUAGCAGAUCUAGGAUUGGCCGUGAUGCACUCACAAUCCACCAAUCAGCUUGACGUUGGAAAUAACCCCCGGGUGGGGACAAAACGAUACAUGGCUCCAGAAGUUUUAGAUGAGACAAUCCAGGUGGACUGCUUUGACUCUUACAAGAGGGUGGACAUUUGGGCUUUUGGACUGGUCCUCUGGGAAGUUGCCAGACGAAUGAUUAGCAACGGCAUUGUUGAAGACUACAAACCUCCAUUUUAUGAUGUUGUCCCAAAUGAUCCCAGCUUUGAAGAUAUGAGGAAGCUUGUUUGUGUGGAUCAACAAAGACCAAACAUUCCCAACAGAUGGUUCUCAGACCCAACGCUAACAUCACUUGCUAAGCUGAUGAAGGAAUGCUGGUAUCAAAACCCCUCCGCGAGACUCACAGCCUUGCGCAUCAAAAAGACUUUAACCAAAAUUGACAAUUCCUUAGAUAAACUGAAAUCAGACUGCUGAUCCGCUGGCAUUGCCGCCUUAUCCGUGCGUCAAUUGUACGGGGAGGAAAAAAAAAAGGUUAAAAAUACAGUGCUUGCCUGCCAAGGUGUACACUUUGUUUUUCAGUUCUUUUCAUGUGCGACUUUUAAACACAUCCCCGCCUGUUAAGGAGACAAUCCCGCUACAGAACACUGAAACCUCGACGAGUUACUUUAGUGCACAUUUGGCACAGUUCUGCCUUCUAAGCAGCAGCUGCGACAGCUGGAUGAUUGCAAGGAUCCGGAUCUGAAGGGGGCAACGUAGAAAUUUCAGUACCGAUCUGGGCAUUAAAAGGUGAAUUAAGAGGGCAAAAAAAUUUGUGAUCGCUUCUCGGCCACUUCUAAGGAAAUCCCGCGGAUCUUAUCGGAUUUUACCUAGCAAUAUUUUGUGUGCUUCUGUUUGAUUGCACUACAGAUUCCUCGCAUUCCUUACUUGCACUGUAACGGUUUCUUUUUAAACGACAGAUGCCAAAUAUAUGACUGGCCGUGUACAGAUCGAUGUUGCGAAUUAUAAUCAUCCAGUUUUUUGGGAAUGAUGUAAAGAAUAAGAAAAAACAAAA